AAUCUGGCUACUCGGUUCAGCCGUGGCCCAAAAACAAAGCGAAAGUGAAAAAAUAUUGUGCUGUGCAGAUAGCGGAGCGUCAAAGACUGGAGAACUUCUGUGGUAGAUCAAAAAAUUCUUCAUUUAUAAAAUUUUUUCUUGAAAUACCUCUAGUACUGAAAUGGCUCGCGGGCACCAAAAAAUUCAAUCUCAACAGAAAGCUCAAGAGAAGGCGGCCAAACUGAAGAAACAACAGGGACAUGGAUUAAGUGACCAGAUGAAGGCCGCCCAGAAAGCGCUGGUAUAUUCAUGUGUUGUCUGUAAAUCCCAGAUACCAGAUCCCAAAACAUACAAGCAGCAUUUUGAGAACAAGCAUUCCAAGCUGGAACUUCCAGCCGACCUAAAAGAUAUUUAACCGGAUCUUUUCAAAGUGGAAACAAGCGAAUGCGUGCGGCAGCGGUGGAGAGAGAUACAGAGACACCAAGAACUUAAGCUGAAUAGAGACGAUUCCACAGGUUGUUUUUACUAGUUUUUAAUUUUAUUUUUAUGUUCGUUCAGAUUUGUAUGUACUUGUAAAUAAUUCCAGCGAAAUUAACUGGUCGGCAGAUUGUGGUUAAAAACAGGGUUUAAUGAUCCUUUGUCGUACCUGACAUGUAAAUUGCUGGUUGGAAGCUACGUGCAAAUUUUAUACCACGAGUAUUCAAUAAAAAUAUAAAUGUA
Topomyia yanbarensis is the source of this 699-nucleotide messenger RNA. RefSeq names its product zinc finger protein 706-like. The transcript has 2 exons. NCBI's taxonomy places the organism in Eukaryota, Metazoa, Arthropoda, Insecta, Diptera, Culicidae. The record is from RefSeq and is a predicted model, not a curated record. The coding region runs from base 161 to 394 and encodes 77 amino acids.